UAAUGUUGUUCCGUCUUAAAUGGGAAGCAAUCGAGCAAAAAACCCGAAACUAUAAAACCAUUUACUCAGUGAAUAUAUGUAACAAUUACUCUCAUGUUUGAUUUAUACUCAUUGUGAUAUUUACAAUUUUGGCAUGCGGAAGACCCCGAUUGUUCGAGCGAAGAAGAGCAGAGAAGGCAUUUAUUGAGUGAAAUCAAGUACGAUUGUUAUUUUUUGGAAGCUGCCCAGAAGGAGAGAUGGACGAUUCGAAGAUCAAUGGAUAAGGAAGUGCGUGUGAAGUGAGUUGAAAACAUGGUGUGUGCCUCAUCCGCAUCGGUAGUGGAAUUAUAGAUGCUACCUGCUGCUAGUGGCUACUAAUCUCUGUUAGUGAUCAAAAAGGAGUGGAAACGAGAAGCGAAUGAAGAAAAGAAUAAAUUAACAGCGAGCGCACUUUUGUCAUCGGAUAUCGACUGUAUGUUUACUGUUAGGAAGGAGGAAAGUUUGGCGUUGAGGUACGACUCACAUAUAACGAGGAAUUUUGUCCAUAGGAGAAAAGGCGGCUCAACGAAUGCCUUCGGAAUACUAAUGUGGACGGCGUGAGCAAUCAAAUGCUGUGAAAGGUCUAGUACGGCGGUUUAAACUUUUGGAAAAGACCUGAACUGGGAACGGUACCGAACUGAUCGACCGGCAACCGCUCGGACGGGUUCCGAAAACUAGUCAACAAUUGAAACAAUCAACCGAAAAACGAAACGAUCGAAAUUCAAUUAAUACGAGCGCGCACAAAUUGGAAGUUUCAUUUUUUUAACGAGUCAGGUGUGAAGAGGCAUGAGUUGAUCUCGUCAAGUGAAGAGUGGCGUUUUUGUUUUCCGUGUCCUAUCAUUUGAAUAAUGAGAUAAUCGUCGUUGAACCGUGUCCGGAUUUGUAGUGCGGAGGAAUGUGAUAUUUACUCGAAAAAAACCUAACGUGAAUAAGAAGAGGUGGAGAAGACAACGGGGAAAUAUUAGGGGAAACAGCGGUGUUACAUCGAGAUCGGAUAGUGAUUUGAACGACCAACUAGACGGGGAACUCCUCAUCCGAUGAACGAAACCGAGGAAAAGUCACUGAACGAUGGGAUAUUUCUCGAAGCGGAACAUUUUCAUUUACUGCUGCAUUUCGGCAUGUCUGUCGUUGAUGACUUACCUGAUAGCAUUUUCCUGCGAAGUUUCGUGGAUAUUGGAAGGUAAAGGGGACCUUCCCAUACCGUCCUAUCUGCUGUGUGCUCAAUUUUUCAUUCUCUUCAUUUCGUCUGCCAUCCUCAUCCAUGGGCUGUCGACGGGCAUGUCGUGGGGCUUGCUCAGCUGGUCGAUCAUCAUUGGAGUGCUGUCGGUGCCGGAACUGGCGCUCGUUAUGUACAUGACCAUCCAGUAUUGGGGCCUACAGUCAGCACAUGGACUAACGGAAUUAAUAGGUUAUUUAGUACGUUUAAUAGUCAACUGCCUGGCACUGCUGUGCGUCAUUCCAACAGCUCUAAGAUGGCGCCAGGAGAAGAAAGUCCUAUCCCAGCUUGAAUCGCUCGCAUCGCGUCUUCAGCUUACGACUCCCACGCCGGCCACUCCCUUCAACGCAACCACCAAUGGCAUGAACUCACUGCGGGCCAGUAAGCGAAGCCAAGCCAGCAGACGACCCUCGACCGGGUUUGACAAUCCAGGAUAUGUACCCCAUGAGACUAAUUCCGUUGACAUAGUACAGCAGUACACCCAGUAUAACAAUCUGUACGGAUCGCAAAGCGAAUUCAAUGCUAGCAUUUUUGGGCUAAACCCAUCGCAGUACAUUGGACCUCCACCGCCACCGAUGGCAGCGGAUUGCAAAAAGACUCAGUCUCUGCUCGAUCUGAGGUUUAUUUUCCCUCCGAAGUUUCUCACAACGAACGAGAAGAAAGGUGCCAAAGAAAAGGGAACCGACGAAACGGAUAGCGUUCUGAACAACAAUCUCAAGAACAGGAUCAAUAACAAACUGCAUGACAUCACGGGCAGGAUCAGUAAGGACAAUAAUAGCGUCAUCGAUAUGAAUACCGAUCCGACAUCGGCACCCAACGAUCCAAUCUAUCACACGAUUGAAUCAACAAAGAACAACAAAAUCCUCGGCAGGAACUGCGUCUCGUUAGAGAACCUAGGUAACAUCACACUUUCCGAGUCCCCAUUGCCAUACAAGAAGAACGACUUUGCACAGCAUCGAUACGGCAACAACCUCCUCAAGAACUAUGCCCUCAAUCCAUGGAAUGUGAUUGCGUACAACCCGGCGUACAGUGCCUACCCUCCGGCUUACAUGCACUAUCAAAUGCAUCCAUAUCUCUAUCAGAUGCAUCACAACAAUUUCCCACCGGCUGCGGCUGGAUAUUUUGCUUCACCGCACCAGCAGAUGCAUCAUCACCAUCCGGGAGGGCUGGGCGGUAACUACAGUACCAAUCAAUCGACCAUCAGCUAUGGUUACAACAAUGGCUAUCUCAACAGUGCAAACAACAGUCGGCAAUCGCUGGGCAACGAGUCGGAUGAUUUUCGCAAGUACCGGGAUGUGGCUUUGUGAUAAAUCUGUGGUCCAAUCUGGCCGGGAGUGAAUGUGCAUCUGGAGGUCCGUGUCUGUUUCCACGGAUGUGGAAAGCAAGUAUUUAUUUACUGGUUAUUGUAGUAUUCCUAGCUAUUAAGUCGACGUCGAAGCGAAUAUUGUGCGGUUGCAAGUUAGAUAGAUAAGGAUGGAGUGUCGAGAGAAUCGGCUACUCAACUCACGAUUACACGAAAAUGUGCUGUUAUAAUAAUACAAUAUGUGAAUACACAUUCCGUAACCGAAAACACCAAUAUUGUCACAGUUACCUUUCUAAGACCUAAGAAAAAAAAAUCGAUAUUAUACAAAUGAAAAAAAGAUGAAAGA
Ochlerotatus camptorhynchus is the source of this 2883-nucleotide messenger RNA. RefSeq names its product Reduction in Cnn dots 6 (gene Rcd6). Bases 1087 to 2541 code for a protein of 484 amino acids. The transcript has 6 exons. Lineage: Eukaryota; Metazoa; Arthropoda; Insecta; Diptera; Culicidae. The record is from RefSeq and is a predicted model, not a curated record.